UACUCUCCUAUGCAGCGAUGUAGCCGUCGAGCCAGUUUUCUGACGCUGUUUUUGGGAACUCCUCACAGCAGCAGCAAAGUAGGAAAUCUCAUUUCAUUCAGAGCAAGGUGUGGUAGACAGCUGUUCUGUGUUGUGGCUCCUGAAGCUGAAGCGUGGACUGACUUGUAAACACCUGACCUGGAGUUUGAGGGAAGAGCGCAAGAAUCUAAGUUCAUCUUCACAGGAAUAAGACUUUCCAUUUGCUGUGAGGCCUCAGCAGCUCCACCAUGCCUGUCGCUUAUAGAAAUCAGCACUAUGCUGAGCUGAAGAAGCAGCACAACCAGAAAGGGACGCUGUUUGAAGACCCAGAGUUCCCAGCCACCAAUUCAUCGCUUUAUUACAACAAACCCCCUCCUGGAGUUGUGCAGUGGAAACGACCCAGGGAAAUAUGUGAAGCCCCACAUCUCUUUGUAGAGGGCAUCAGCUCUCAUGACUUGAACCAGGGGAUUGUGGGAAACUGCUGGUUUGUUGCUGCCUGUGCCUGUCUGGCUUUAAAAUCAGACCUCUGGGAGAAGGUAAUUCCUGACUGGAAGGAGCAGGAGUGGGGUUCAAACUACGCUGGGAUUUUCCACUUCCGGUUCUGGAUCUUCGGUGAGUGGAUAGACGUGGUGAUAGAUGACCGGCUGCCAACGAUCAACGGACAACUCAUCUACUGUCAGUCAAAACAGAACAAUGAGUUCUGGAGCGCCCUGCUGGAGAAAGCCUACGCCAAGCUCUUUGGCUGCUAUGAGUCCCUGGCUGGAGGCAAUACUGGAGAUGCUGUGGUGGAUUUCAGUGGAGCCGUAGCGGAAGCCCUCGACCUGCAGGCAGGGAAAUACUACGCAGAUCAAGCCAAACAAGAUAAGUUAUUUGAGGAACUUCUUAAGGUGUGGAAUCGUGGAGGAAUCAUCAGCUCCUCCAUCAAGCCGCAGGGAUUUGGACUUGAGUCAAAGACGGAUAAUGGGCUGGUGCGAGGCCAUGCGUACUCGGUAACUGAUGUGAAACGAGUGCGUUUGGGUCAUGGGCUGUUGGCCUACUUUAGGAAUGAAACCAUCCCACUUAUCCGCCUGAGGAAUCCAUGGGGUAAAACUGAGUGGAUAGGAGCGUGGAGUGACAGUUCUGAAGAAUGGUCAAAAGUCGGUGACACAGAAAGAGGCAACCUUGGCAUCACAGUGGCGGACGAUGGAGAGUUUUGGAUGUCAUUCACAGACUGGUGCAAGAACUUCACUGAUGCAGACGUUUGCCGUCUAAUAAACACCUCACUGAUCAGCAUCCAUAAGACCUGGAAUAAGGAAGUGAACUUUGGGAAAUGGACUCGAAACAGCGACCCCCUGCUGAACCGCUGCGGUGGUUGUGUUAACCACCGGCAGACAUUUCUGCAGAACCCACAGUAUUUGUUUGAUGUCACCAAAGAAUCUGACGAGGUCCUGAUCUCACUGCAGCAGAAAGACAGAAAGAUCCACAGGAAAGAAGGUCAAGGAGACAAUCUAAGCAUGGGCUUCAACAUCUUGAAGGUGGAGGUGAACAGGAAGUAUCGUCUACACGACUUGGUGACGCAACAACUUCUGCAUACCUCCACCUACAUUAAUGCUCGGUCGGUGUUCAUGAGAUGUGAGCUGCCACAGGGCCGAUAUGUCGUCAUCCCGACCACCUUCAAGCCUUUCAUAGAAGGAGAGUUCAUGCUCCGGCUUUACACGGACGUGGACUCCGGCUGUCGGGAGCUAGUGAAGGACAAACCGCAGACUAAAUGUUGGACUCCGCUUUUUGGAUAUCCUCAAGUCGUUACUCACAUAUCUGUGGACAGAGCUGAGAUCGGUCAGCAAGGAGACCAGGCGGAGGGCAUAAACCCAUAUCUGAUCAUUUACUGCGAGAACCAAUCAGUGAAGUCCAUCGCCAAGAAGAACUCUUUGAAGCCGGCUUUUGAAUUUAGCGCCAUUUUCCACAGGAAGAAGGUCACAGAGCCCCUAACAGUGCAGCUGUGGAGCGAUGACCUUGGAUCGGACAGAUUUUUGGGCCAAGUCAUGCUGUCCGGGAGGCCUGAUGACAACACUCACCCUCAGCUGCUCCAGCUGAAGGAUAAAGGUAGUAGGAAGGCGGCCGAUAUGCCCGGCAAAAUUGCCCUGAGGAUCCUCACUUCGAACGAGCUGACGGCCUUAUAAUGAGACAUUUGAAACGUACAGUAUCUGACUAAGUAUCAUCGAUGAACUGAAACAGCUUGAACACCGUCCAUUAUUAUUUUUAGAAAGUUAGGAGGAACGCAAGAUGAUUCUGACCAGAUUGUUGGGUUCAUUUUGACUUCUUUUUAGAAAAAACAAAGUGUUUUUGUUUACUACUAUUUUUAUAUUUGUGUGUUUGGGAAAGUAUUUUUUCAUGAAACAAUGAGUAAAACUGAAGUAACACUCCAGAGCCUGUCAGUGAACUUGACAGGAUUAUGCUAGCUUGGCUCAAAGGCCAUUUCGACUGAAAUGGCGUUCAUGAAUGAAAUGUUUCAGUUUGUGUAGGCCAUGCUUCCAAAUAUUUAAUUAACAUUAACAGCCGCCUCUAUCGGAUCAAUACUAACAAAAGGAUAAAAAGUAUUUAAAUAAUUUCCUGCUUUUCUAAUGGUUGCUUCUGAUAAAUCAAGUUUCUCCUCAACUUUUUACAUCUCAACAUAUAAAGCCAAAAAUGUUUGUCUUGCAUGAAACGGCUGCCACCACUGAAGAUGAUUGGUGUGAUCUAUAACCAUCAGCUUUGCCUUUAUUCUAGUUAACUGUCUUUUAAUGAGUACAAUAAAUCAAAGGUAAAGGGCUUGUUAUUUUGCAGCAAUUUUUUAAUAUGUAUUUUAAAUGUCUUAAACAAGGGGGCCUUCUGUCACUUAUAGGAGACUUUACCAUGAUGUAAAUACAUGUCCUUCUUUCAUGCCUUUCAGAUUGAACAAUUUCCUUUCUUCCUCACUAAAACGUACACUGUUAUUUUAGUGAUAUUUUGCAUUGUUACCUUGGUUGGUUUCAAUUAUUCCUUCAAUGUAUCAACUGGUAAUCUUUUGCAAAUAAAACAUUGGUAUUUCCUAUUUCUGACGCUGGCUCCGCCCCCAUGCUGACGUAGAGCAAUCCUCCCCCAAUUAUUCCCCAGCGUUUGUCAGCAACUGACCAAUCAGCGGUCAUAAUUUAUCGGCAGUAUGUGGCUGAACUGACUUCCGACUAUAUCGUCAGUGUUUAUCAUAUCAAACACACUGCGAUCAGAGAAAUUGAGGAAGAUAAUAAGGAAUCGUGAAUAUGCGAUCCCGACAGUCAUUAUCCAGAGCGUGUAGAGGGUGGAAUAUAAUUUACCAUAUUUCCAAAACCAAAAAGGAGUCUGGAAUAACGCAAGGAAUAAAUCAUGGGCUGCAGCCCAUCUCAGGCCCAGUUGAAUGAAACUGAUCAAUGGCUCAAGGCUAAUGGCUCAAGGUUAAUGGCUCAAGGCUAACGGCACCAAGCUAAGGGCUCAAGGCUAACGGCACCAAGCUAAGGGCUCAAGGCUGACGGCUCUAAGCUAAUGGCUCAAGUUUAACGGUUCAAGACUAACGGCACCAAGCUAAGGGCUCAAGGCUAACGGUACCAAGCUAAGGGCUCAAGGCUAACGGCACCAAGCUAAGGGCUCAAGGCUAACGGCUCCAAGCUAAGGGCUCAAGAUUUUUUUAGAAAUAAAAUAUAACUCAGUCUGAUUAAAAUAACACUGCUAAAGAUUUAAUAAUUUAAGUCAUUACUCACCCGUUUUGUACAGCAUUCACACUCACAUUUAACCAAACGUCGCGUCCCUCCUCAUUUGUCCUCUUGGGCUUCAUCAUUGAUUUCUCUGUUUUCCGCUAACAACCGUUCAGAUCUGAUGUAGGAUUCCAUGGAGAAUAUUCUUGUCCGGCGCCUUUGACUCGGUGUUGGCUGAUAAGGCAGAAAUUUAUCAAAAAAUAUAUUGGGUAACUCACUGACUUUUACUGUCUCUGCCAUUAUAACACUGUUUGUCGGGGUUUGCGCUACUUCCGCAUGCUUCCAAUUUUUUUCCAAGUACACCUCGCUGCACCAAACCAGUUUUUCUACUACUUCUACAAAAAAAAAUAAAAUCUUUUGACGAGUCGCCUCCUGGUGGCUAUUUCAAAAAUUGCUGGUUUAGGCUAAACGCUUCCCGUCUUUCAGAUGGAAAGUUAAGGAAAAUUGAGCUUCUGUCCUGGGAAAACUCAGUUUGAAUAUAUUUAUCUGUGCUCAGUUUAAAUAAAAAGAAGGAAAAUUCAUCUUCUAAUCCUCCUUAGUUAUAGCAAUCAUAACAAAACUCUUCUUAGGAUAAAACAUGAUCCUAAAAGAUCAGUUGCUGUGGUGUCAAAUUGGACAUCGCAUCAUUUAUUUUCUAAAUCUGUCCUUAACUGUUCUGCAUGUACAGUUUUCAUUGAGGAGAUUGUCCGACGUAUGUCCCUAUUGCUGCUUUAUUUUUCUUUCUGUUUCCAUAGUUUAUAUAAAAAUAUCCCUCUAUUGAGCUCACCGCUAUAUUGACAACAUGACUAAUCAAUUUGAUUCCUAUUCGAACUCAAUGAAAAAAGAACUUGUCAUUCUGAGGCAUUGACAUGUUCCUUGAUACACAUAUUUAAUUUUGAGAGAUGAACUAAAGAUUUUGAGAAAAUAGCUGAUCCAUAGUAUUUUGCCUGACCAAAUUUCUUCAGGUGGGAAUCACAGUGAAGUUCAGAUCGCUGGUUCCUGCCAGUUUAUUUCAUUCCCACAGUUAGUUCAAAUUAUCAGUCGUGCAAAUAUUAAACAAAAUAAAAAAUUGAUUUAACAUAGAUAAUCAUAUUUGUGAUGCUAAUAUUAUUCCUUGAAGCUUGAGAUCGGUAAACAAGACCAGCAGGUUUCUAUUGGUUUUACCUUUAGGGGACGUGGGGGUGUUUAUUUUUUAUUUCCUCUUCGUUAAAAACUUUCAGAGAUCCAAUCAGCAGUUUUUCAUGACAUACUCCCACACACUGAUAUAGCCGUCAGGCCACCUUGUUUUUGGGAACUCCUCACAGUAGCAUAAAUCUCAUUUUCAUUUAGAGCAAGGUGCGGUAGUUGUUUUUGUGUUUUGGCUCCUGAAGCUGAAGCGUCGACUGACUUGUAAACACCUGACCUGGAGUUUGAGGGAAUAGUGAAAGAAUCUAAGUUUAUCUUCACAGGAAUAAGUGUUCCAGUUGGUAAGUGUUUCUGUUCUUCAUUUGUAACUUUUGAGAACAUGUUACAUAACUUUGGCUUAAAAAACUGAUUAAAGCUCAUCGUUUGCUGUUUACUGAACCUCAGUUUGAUCUUUACUUUAAGUACGUUUUACUUUCUGUUUCUCUGGUUUAAAUAAACAUAAACCUGUUUUUAAACAAA
Poeciliopsis prolifica (blackstripe livebearer) is the source of this 5363-nucleotide messenger RNA. RefSeq names its product calpain-5-like. The transcript has 13 exons. Bases 267 to 2177 code for a protein of 636 amino acids. Gene Ontology annotation, molecular function: calcium-dependent cysteine-type endopeptidase activity. Lineage: Eukaryota; Metazoa; Chordata; Actinopteri; Cyprinodontiformes; Poeciliidae. The record is from RefSeq and is a predicted model, not a curated record. Gene Ontology annotation, biological process: proteolysis. Gene Ontology annotation, cellular component: cytoplasm.